Messenger RNA from Hemiscyllium ocellatum (epaulette shark), 603 nucleotides. It is a transcript of the gene hesx1, whose product is annotated as HESX homeobox 1. The record is from RefSeq and is a predicted model, not a curated record. Gene Ontology annotation, cellular component: nucleus. Lineage: Eukaryota; Metazoa; Chordata; Chondrichthyes; Orectolobiformes; Hemiscylliidae. The transcript has 4 exons. Gene Ontology annotation, biological process: pituitary gland development; regulation of transcription by RNA polymerase II; forebrain development. Gene Ontology annotation, molecular function: DNA-binding transcription repressor activity, RNA polymerase II-specific; RNA polymerase II cis-regulatory region sequence-specific DNA binding. The coding region runs from base 1 to 603 and encodes 200 amino acids.
AUGGCCCGGCUUGGUUCCUGUGCUGGCGCUGGUGUGAAAACGCACUCUCAACUCUCAGAAACUUCGAAGGCGUCAGAGAGACAAACCUCAAAAUGCCCAUUCACCAUUGAGAGUAUUCUGGGGUUGGAUAGGAGCGAGGAGACGGCGCCUCUUCUAACUCCCCAUCGAUCAUGGCUUAACAUUACAGCUUUUCCAGGGAGCUCGUGUCCCGAUGCCUCUGAGAGAUUCAGUGAGUCGGCAAAUCCAGUGGAGGUUGGAAACAGGAGCUGUCCCGAGUCAGAAAGGCUGAGCGAGGAUCGCUUCUCUAGUCGGCCAAACUGUUACUGGUUCCGAGGGAGAAGAGCCAGGACUGCAUUUAGCAGGGACCAGAUUGAAGUAUUAGAAGAAGAAUUUCAGCUAAAUUGUUAUCCAGGGAUUGAUGUUCGUGAAGAACUUGCUCAGAAACUGGCUUUAGAUGAAGACCGAAUUCAGAUCUGGUUCCAGAAUCGCCGUGCAAAGCUGAAAAGAUCUCAUCGAGAGUCUCAGUUUCUGAUGGUGAAAAAUGCACUGAUAAAUUCACCUGUACAGAAAGCUGGCACCCAGCUAGAGGGACUCGAUCAUUGA